Messenger RNA from Chiloscyllium plagiosum (whitespotted bambooshark), 3656 nucleotides. Lineage: Eukaryota; Metazoa; Chordata; Chondrichthyes; Orectolobiformes; Hemiscylliidae. The record is from RefSeq and is a predicted model, not a curated record.
CCCUUCCCCGAACCCGAGCUCUGGUUCCGGCCUUUCCUCAGUCCCCCGCCACUUUCCCCAGCCCCGCCUCUCCCCUACCAUGCCCCACCCUUUUUCCAAGACCCGCCCUGCUUUCAACGAUGUCCCUCCUUUAGGUUCCGUCUCCUUCCUCAGUCCCCGCUCCCUUUCCCACCACAAUCCCCUUCCCCCGGACCCGCCCUCAACAAAUAUCUGGCCCCGUCUGCCUUCCUAGCGUCAAUAGGUUUUCUACUUGCAUUUUACAGAUGUUUUUUUUCCGGUUUAAUGUUUCUUGGUGUUUCUGUAUUUAUUCGUAUUCUUAUAACACCACCCUUUGCAGGUGUCGCAGUAUUUCAGUGUAGAUCGAUUAUGAUCUUUCAACGAUUCAAAAAACACAGGUGGAUUGUGCAUGUGCUUUGCCUGGUCGAAGUUGGUUCAAGUGGACGGGAUUAAGCAAAAUAUCGGUGCCUGACCUGGUACAAAGAAUCAGCGGAGGCACAGGGUUCUGGGUCUGUUAUACUGCUGCAAUGUCUCAGAGUGUGCUGACGGGAAUGGAAAAUUCAGCUGCAAGUGUGCUGAAGAGGGCUGUAGAGCUAGACAACGAGUCCCGUUUGCAGAGUUCAUUGGUUUGUUAUCAAGAAGGAAUUGAUCUUCUUUUGCAGGUUUUGAAAGCAACAAAGGAUGACACAAAAAAAGUCUACUAUCGACAGAAGAUUAGUACCUACAUGGAUCGAGCAGAAGUAAUUAAAACCCAGCUGAAUAAGCUCAAAGAAGAAGGGAAAUAUCAUGAACAGAUCAAAAUUGCAGAAGACGCUACUGGAUUUAGUUAUGAAAAACUAUUCAAACCAUAUUUGGAUCAGUUUGUUACUGAAGUAUGGGUAGAAGAUCCGUACAUUAGGCAUGUUCAUCAGCUAUACAACUUCUUGAGAUUUUGUGAGUUGCUUCUAAAAGGACCUUGCAAAGUAAAAACUAUCCAUCUACUGACUUCUCUUGACAAUAAUGGUGGUAACUCACAGCAAAUCAGUGGCCUUGAAGAGAUAAAGCAGUCAUUACAAAGUUAUGGGGUAAAAUUGGAUGUGAACCAUUCCUCUUCGAUACAUGACCGAGAAAUCAGAUUCAACAAUGGAUGGAUGAUCAAGAUUGGAAGAGGAUUAGAUUACUUUAAAAAAACACAGAUUUGCUCUCCAGGGACGAUUUUCUAUUGGUUACUGCGAUUUUGACUUAAGACAAUGCCAUGAAACUACAGUGGACAUUUUCCAUAUCAAGUAUACAAAGAACUCAUAAUUCACAGACCCUGCUAUACUGGAACAAGUUCAAUUUUAUAUCUACAUUCUUGAGUCAACAAUACACAAAUUAUACUAUAUGAAAGUAUCAGGAAUUGUGGCUCAAGUUGCAUCUAGCACAAAGAUUGAUGGUUGCUGGAGACCAAGUCAUCGUUGCAAAUGUUCCUCUGGGAUAGUGCCUUAACUCAACCAUCUUCAACCUUCUCAUCAAUUACCUCCUUCAUCAGAGCUCAAAUGGGAUGUUAAUUAACAAUUGAGAUUAAGUUAUCUGUUCCAUUCUCAACUUUUGAGAUACUGAAGCAGUCCACGUCUAUCUGCAGAAAGACUUGGACAACAUAUGAACUUGGGUUGUUCAGAUGGCAUUCAUGCCACCUCCAACAAAAGGUUGGACAAAAACCUAAUCAUUUACUUUUGAUAUUCAAUGUAUUACCACUGCUGACUUCUUCACUAUCCAAAUUUUGGAGGUCACCAUUGAGCAGCAACUCAUCUGAUCCAGUUGCAAAUAAUGUGACUCCCCAUUGCUUUCUACCAUUUAAAAGGUACAAAAUAGAAGUGAUGAAAUACACUCCAUUUGCCUGGUUGACUACAGCUCCACCAAUGUUUAGGAAGUUUAACACCAUUUAGAACAAAGCAACACACAGCAUUCACUGCUGUACAUCAAAUCUGGCCCAGUGGGAAUGCAGCAAACUGCCAAAGUUUCCUCAACAGCAUCUUCCAGAAUUCUGAAUCCACACUCAAGAAUGACAAGGACAAGAAAGCAGGUACCGGGAACAAUGCUAUCUGCAAAUUCCCUCUCAAGCACAUCAGCAUCCUAACUUGGAAAUACUUCAAUUCAUCACUACAAAUUUUGUAAUUAACUGCAGUAUGGAAGAAUCUACACUCCAAGCACUACAAGGCAUCAAACAGACCGACCACCACUUUCUCAAGGGUAGUUGAUGCUGGUCUGGUUAGCAGUGUACACGUUACAUGAAUGAAAAUCUAAAUAUACAUUCGUAUAUUUGGUUCACCAUCUUGCGUGGAUGCUGUACUUUAGCAAACAAAGCAAAGUCAUUGACCAUACACAAUUCAGUUAUAAGGGAAACAAUCCAGAGUCUUCAAGAGAUACCGGUCUCUUUACUCCACUCAAAAUAACUCAAAUUUCAGUCAACCUCUUUCCACAAUGAUUCUUGUGCGGAUUUUGCAGCGGUAAUUAACGUCGAGAUUAUUAUUGCUGUCUGUUUCUGUCAUAACUGUGAACAAUGUCUUGAAUCCACAAAUGGUGCACUUCUGCAGAGGGUAUGUUGUUCAAAUACUUUUCCCAACCUCAACCAACUGAAAUCAUUGGAAACCAAUUAUAAGAAUUUACAAGCCUUGCUGCAGAAACCCUGGAUAAACUUGCACCUUGCUGGAUGAGGAGUUUAAAUGCCAUACUGAAUUAAUAAUUACCAUCAAAUACAUCUAAGAGUUCUGCUAAAGGGAUACAGUAGCAUAGUAGUAAUAUCAUUGGACUAGUCAUUUAGAACCCCAAGCGUGUGGCCAUGUGGUCAUGCGUUUAUGGCAGUGGAUGAAAUUGGCGUUCAAUUAAAAAAAAAUUGAAGAAAAGGCUAACCUAAUGGAAACCAUGUAAACACUAUUGAUUGUUGUAAAAACCCAUCUGGUUCACUAAGGUCCUUUAAGCAGGAAAUCUGCCAUCCUUAUCUGGUCGGGCCUACAGAUCAUUUCCAACCUACAGUAAUGUGAUUAACUCAUAAUAGCCAUCUAGAUAAUUAGAGGUGAACAAUAAAUACUGGCCUGCCCAGUGAUGACACAUCUGAUUAAGAAGUUUUGAAAAGCUAAUUUUAUAUCUGUGGAAGAUCAGAUUUCUCCACUAUGGCAAAACUCCCCUAUUUAAAAAAUAGUUCUCACCAUCAUUGAGAAAAGGGAAAACCACAAGACAGUGUUCUUUGCAGGCAGUUUUUGUUGAGGUCUGUGGUAAGAACUUUGGCUCAGGUUUUUUAUGCAGUGAUACAGUCUUACAUUCAUAAAUUAUUUGUCAAGAAAUAUGGCAUUUCAAAGAAAAGUGUACUUUCACUGUGGGUACUGUGUUUUCAGAAGAUAGCUUGGAAUUUAGUGAUAAUGCUUCUUUAUUUCUAAAAAGAAAUCUUUAAUCAUGAAACUACUGAGGCAUAAAGCAAUAUUGACAGGUACAAUACAAAUGUAACAAAAAUUAUUGCUGUUCAGAAGUGUCUGACUUCCAUGAUUUUCCAAGUGACCAUGACUUAAAGCUCUUUUGUGUUUGUGCGAUUUAAUCAAAGCAACCUUAGUUGCCUUCCUAAUUUCCUUUCUGUACAUGAAUCUACUGUCUGAUGGUGUAUAUAAAUCUUAGGAUGACCAAUUAAAUCAAAUAUUUUAAAAAUA